Molecule: messenger RNA, 5262 nt
Organism: Plectropomus leopardus (leopard coralgrouper)
Lineage: Eukaryota; Metazoa; Chordata; Actinopteri; Perciformes; Serranidae
Source: RefSeq, a predicted model, not a curated record
UUACAGCGUGAAACCAAUAAACUGCAGCAGUGAGCGCACAAGUAGGAAAAAAAAGGAGCAUCCGAGGACGGAGCAGCAAAAGAAGGCUUGGUGUGCUGCUAGAUGAAACCUCCAAGAAACACAAAUAAGGGAGUGGAGUUGAAACUUUCCUGGAGCAUCAAAAGAAGAGACGGCAGCAGAAAACAAUUAGUUUAAUAUCCUGUAGGGAGUACCCUGUCCAGGAGGUGGACCAAACAUGGUGCACGUCUACAACUGCCAUCCUUUCGCCUCACAGCAGAUCGUACAGGUGGAGCAGGAGCCUGGACUGGUCUGCUGUGGAGGUGGAGCUCUGUUUGUGGUCGCUACUGGAGGAUGCAAGGUGGAGGCGUACAGUGUGGAGGAGGAGGGCUGCCCUUUCAUCUGUCGCUUCGCCACCAUGGGCACUGUGAAGAGCAUCCAGCACAGCAAGAUGGGAGAUUACCUGGUGACUAUUGAGGAAAAGAACAGCGCCACCUACUUGAGAGCCUACACCAACUGGCGCCACCAGGCAGAGGGGAAGGCCCGUGUCGGGGUGCGUUUGUUGGGUCACCUGCUGCGUGGGGCGUCUGUGCGGGGCGGAGUGCAGAUGGAGAUCAUUGAGAUCCCUCUGUCAGAGCGUCCCGUCUCUGUGGCGUGCUGCUCGGUAACAGGAGACCUUCUGGUCGGCUGCGAGAACACUCUGGUUCUGUUUGCUUUGAGGAGACAGAACCAGCAGAAUCUGCAGGCUCAGAGUCAGCAGAUCCUUCAGAGCGCCUGGCCGAACUCUCAGCACAGCUCCAGUCAGACUCAAGGUCAGACCUCAAAUUCAAACCAGAAUUUCCUGGAUUUUGAACGCUCGGUUAUCCUGCAUCUUCCAAAAAUCAAGCCUAAACAGGUUGCGCUGUGUGGAGCGUAUGUAGCAGUGCAGGCGGAGCUGGAGGUGCUCGUUCUGAAACUGGAUGCAUCUUCUGAACCAAACACUCUGGAAGAAUCAUCGGAAACAAAGAAAAGUCUGGCAGCAGAUCAUCUAGAAGACCAGGCGGACUUCCUGGUCCUUCCCAGACACCAGGAGCUGCUCGGUGACCGAGCUAAAGACUGUGACAUCCCUGUCAGCAUUGAAAAGACUGGGCUGGAGGACAGAGGACAGUACACACUGUCAUAUGUUCUCUUCAGGCGUUUUACUCCAGACUUCUUCCAGGGCUGCAGUGUGGAGGAGACUCAGCUCCACUCCCUACAGCUCUACCCGCUGUUCACCAGUAACCAGUCAGUGUCUCUAGAAGAACCAGCAUGUGUGUUCUGCUUCUUCUCUCUCCCCACCGCCGGCUACCUAUACAGUCUGAAGGGUGGAGUUGAGCUUCUCUCAGCCUAUCAGUAUCCAGAGAAGGUCCUGAAGGCGGUGCUAACAGACCACCUUCUGCACGUCAUAACAAAGAGUGCAUUGCAGUGUUUCACAGUGCGCUGUGCCACAGUAGCAGCCAGGAUAGAAGACCCCUACAUCGAUACCACCAUGAAGGCCUGUCCCCCCUGCAGCCUAGAGGUGUGUGCGCUCAGGAUGCAGCUGUUCAUUGGUCUGCGCUCAGUGUGUGUCUACGGCCGCCAUGUUAUCCUGCUCUCCACUGCUGACGCAGAGACACCAGACGAACCCGAACGCACCUCACAACACAGAGGCCUCGAUUUGAAAGAUCACAACUUGCUGACUGGUAUUUUCCUGGCGGUGGGAAUCGAUCCCGCAACCACACCGGCUCUGGAGAGCCUUCUAUCACGCCCCUUCCUGAGCAGGAAGUGGACAAUCUCUUCUCCCAGAGAAACCAGCACAGCAGGACACGGGUGGAACCUCUAUGUGGUGGACACCGUCUCCCCCCUCACUCUUUACCAAGAGAUGGUUGAAUACAGCCAGCGGUAUGCAGAGACCAACCCACAGGGCCAAAGCCUUCAGCACCUUCUCAGCGAGGCUCACCUCCUCCUCCGUGCCUCCUUACUCCAAACAUCGGAGCAGCGACCAAACAUGGAGGGUGACCCUGCAGUGUCUCUGCAGACAAAUGCAGACAGACUGGCUGAGAAACAGACAACUGCACAGACAGACAGGCAAGAGCUGGAGGAGGCACUCAGGGAGAACUGUGCACUGCUGGGAGACUGUUUCAGCAGGGGCAGUCAGACGGACUGCCACCUGGCUUUGCCGUACUACAGGAUGUCUGGCCUGUCAGUCACAGAGAUCAUAGCCAGGAACCGCCCAUUUCCCAGCACCCCACACUCUUAUGGCUCUGGCUUCUUGUUCUACCUGAAGCAUUUCCUGUUGGAAGAAACCGAGCAGAUUCUCAGUCAGAAAGCAGCAGAUGAGGUCAUAGACAUUUUCAGCCAAUCAGAGCCCUCGCAGCUUGUCAGUGUGUGUGCCAGCCCAUCCAUGACAAACAUCAGUCCCGCACGGACGCUGCGAAUUCUGCAACGUCUGGAGGACUCUGCUGGCGUGUCGGUUCCCCUGACAGUCACCAUGGCAACCAUGAUGCUGAGUUUGGACGACCUGCCACAGUACACACAGCUGAUGGAAAGACAUGCGGAGAUGCUGCUGGUGUACGGGUUCAUCGAGGAGCCAAGGCUGUUGCUGCAUGGCGGAGGUGGAGGUCAGCAGACACCCGUCCGUCCCACAGUGCUGACACGCCAGUUGGCAAAGUCCCAACCAGGACUGCUGGUGGCUGCCAUGGUGGCUUUACAUGAAAACAACAAAGUUCAGCUGGAACAGGCAGAUCACAUAUUUAAGGAGCUGGGCUGUGGGAAUUGCUUACAGGUGGAUUUCUGGGAGGCCAUGCUCAUGGCCUCCUCACAGGAAGCUGUCAUCCAGGAACUUCUCUUUCGACUGGCGUCUGUCUACAUCGACCGACUGACCAACACAAACUCGGAUACACACCCCAGCGAAUCACACAUACCUUCAAGACGCAGGUCGCUGAAGAGCGCUGAUGAUCUGAUAAACUCGUGCUCCCAUUAUGGCGCUCUGUAUCCUUGGCUCACUGUUCUUAAUCCUGCUCACACUACGAGCUGCCAACACCAGGAGGCGCUGUACAAACUGCAGUCUCUCCUGUGUGGUCCGUCCCUGUCUGUGGUUUCCGUCGUGCCUCUGAUGGAGCGUCUGUCUGAGGAAACCUUAUGGGGCUUCAGCCUGCACCUCCUCUGUGCCACCAGAAGGGGGCAGUAUGAUAGCAGCAUUGAGAAGCUGCUGGAUCGCUGUCCUCAGGCCAUCAUCGCCUACGCCAACCACCAGUUACAAGACAAACAUAUGGUGUUGUGGUGGCAGAAGCUGCUUCCAGAGCUGUGUAACAGGACGAGAGCUGCCGGAGACAACAGCAUCCUAUUAGCUGCUCUCAAAGAGACGCUGGUGGUGGUUGCCAUGGAGACGAGUCCCACAGAGUUCCUGGAACUUAUACCUGACGAUGGCACAGCCUCAUACUUCCUGCCCCACCUUUUGACAUGUAGCCAGAGACACCUGCUAACCUGAGGCACACACACACACACACACAAUAGACUUCAGUAGCCAAGGACAAAUGUGUCACUCUGAUCCAAACUGAUGACAGGAACAACUGUCAAAUAUACUGCUGCAUAGGAGCAGUGAUUGCUCAAAAGACCUUCAACAGUAGCUUCUGAGGAUGAUUUAACUUGAAACACUGAAAAUAUUUCUAUGCUGUGACCUGUACCUUGUUUGUCCCCAGACAAUCAUGUACAUAUUUUUGCAUGUUUAUGAUGUCACAAAUACUCAACCAACAAGUAUAAUUAUCCACUGAGUCAUGCUGGUGAUGUGUCCCCUGGUGAUGCCAGAGUAGCUAUGAAUCAUAAAAAGUGGUUUUAGUUCCCCUGCAAGUGCAGGUUUAGAGAUGGGCACAAGUAAAUCAAAAAAUAUCUUGUAUAUGAAUUAUAGAUACUCAUCAAAUAUAUCAAAAUGAGAUACAAAAUGCAGGUGUGAGAAAAUGUUGUUGAUACAAGUAAUUUGAUUGAUUUCAAAUAAAAAAAAUACAUUUUGUACAAAUCAGUAAUAUCACAAUUUACACAUUUAGGAGCAUCAGUAUGGGUCUGACCUUAACCCCCUAUUGAAAAUAUGAUUUAUGGUGAUUUCCACAUCAUACAUUUAAAUUGGCAAUCAGUGAAUUUGGGGCUGCAUGCUGUCUUAUUGGAGAAUAAUGUUUUCAAAUAUAUGUGUUCAAAUUAUAUAAAACACACAUGAACAUGCAAAAUAAAAUAAAAUCAAUAAAAAUAAAAUAUAUUAGUAAGGAAACAACACCAGAACACUCAGCAAACAUAUUCAGUAAACAACAUCAGUAUUUUCCAUGUCUAAAAGGAGAUGAAGGAAGUGAAUACUUAUGGAAUCCUACUCCUUAUUAAAUGAAUUUAAAAAAUACAUUAAACAUGAAUAUUUACAUUUUCUGCCCUAGUUUUCACCAUGAAAACUAUGAAUCAAAUAAAACAUUAAAAACAAAACAAGAACAAAACAAGAACAGCUCAAUCUGUUCUCAUACACAAGCUCUGACAGUACUUUGUUUUGUUGUUUUUGUAUACAUUUAAUUGAAAUAGUGCCCAUCUCUGCCUGCGAGCUUCAAAGUCCAGUCCUGUAUUCCAAUAUUCUUUUUUCUCAGAUUUUUAGUUAUUUGUUUGCAUGUGGAUAUUACUUUGCAUAUCUGAAUUUGUUGUAAUGUGCUGUCAUUUUUGUGACAUUUUGAAGAUAAGUUUGUAUCUAAAUGAUGUCCAUACUGUACAUGGUGAUACAGACUUUAAUGUUUAGCUACAAUGAGGGUUUAUUUCUAUUUAUUACAGUUUAUAGUCCUAAAAUUAGUGCUGUUAUCCCUAAAACCAGGAAGUCUGUUUAAAGCACUGAAGAGCAGCAGGGUAAACUACAUAAAUUAUGCAGCAAAUGUCUGAUAGCAGUCAGCGUUGCUGUUUCACUGAUAUUGCUGCCAGCCGGGUGAAAACCUUAUAUAUUUGUAAUCUGAACUUGUUUGUCACUCAAGUAGCAAGUCCUUUGUAUUUUUCCAAAAGAUACUGUUUUUCUAAUCAGCUAGUCAAUCAAAAAUAUUUUGUUGUUACCGUAUAUCACUCACAACUUCCUGCUUCGUAUAACUUUUUAUGUUUUUUAUUCAAAGUGUUCCUCCCUGUGAGAUAAAAUCUGAGAACUGUUGACUCCAGCCUUUCAAACCCUGCCUAGUUUACAUGGCGCUCAUGUAAGUUAGUGAAGAAGGGAUAUAAAGUUUCUUGCAGUUUGAGCUUGACUGCAUGAAGUCAAAGGUU